GUCAAAAUCAAUAGCAUUGGGUAACAGGCUGAGAGGCUGUUUGCAGCGCUAGUUGAAGAUGAAUGCCAGAGGACUUGGAUCUCAGCUAAAGGACAGUAUUCCAGUUACUGAACUUUCAGCAAGUGGACCUUUUGAAAGUCAUGAUCUUCUUCAAAAAGGUUUUUCUUGUGUGAAAAAUGAACUUUUGCCCAGUCAUCCUCUUGAAUUAUCAGGAAAAAAAUUCCAGCUCGACCAAGAUAAAAUGAACUUUUCCACACUGAGAAACAUCCAGGGUCUAUUUGCUCCACUAAAACUACAAAUGGAAUUCAAGGCAGUGCAGCAGGUUCAGCGUCUUCCAUUUCUUCCAAGCUCAAACCUUUCAUUGGAUAUUUUGAGGAGUAAUGAUGAAACUACUGAAUUUGAAGGUAUUCUUAAUGACCCAUCACAAAGUGAACUAAUGGGAGAACCACAUUUGAUGGUUGAAUAUAAACUCGGUUUACUGUAA
Messenger RNA from Balaenoptera musculus (blue whale), 484 nucleotides. Its product is annotated as proteasome maturation protein-like. Gene Ontology annotation, cellular component: nucleus; cytoplasm. Gene Ontology annotation, biological process: proteasome assembly. The coding region runs from base 59 to 484 and encodes 141 amino acids. The record is from RefSeq and is a predicted model, not a curated record. Lineage: Eukaryota; Metazoa; Chordata; Mammalia; Artiodactyla; Balaenopteridae. The transcript has a single exon.